This is a messenger RNA of Mytilus californianus (California mussel), 843 nucleotides long. Its product is annotated as WASH complex subunit 3-like. The transcript has 6 exons. NCBI's taxonomy places the organism in Eukaryota, Metazoa, Mollusca, Bivalvia, Mytilida, Mytilidae. The record is from RefSeq and is a predicted model, not a curated record. Gene Ontology annotation, cellular component: WASH complex. Gene Ontology annotation, biological process: actin filament polymerization; exocytosis. Bases 75 to 719 code for a protein of 214 amino acids.
GUUUCACUUUGCUAAAACCGCUGAAAAGAUAUCUACCCUUGAUUUGUCAAAACAAAUUGAUAUUUCACUCCAUAAUGGAUUCAGAUGGGUUGCCUCUUGUUGGACCUGGUGUAGAUUAUACAAAGGUGGAAGCUAUUCAGCAGAAGAGAAUUGUUGCAUUUUUAAACCACUUUGUUACACAUACAGCUAAAUUUCUUAACAGAUUUUCUUCUGUGUGUGAAGAAAAAUUAGAACAUAUGUCAAACAGAAUUCAGGAAUUAGAAGUAUCAAUGAAUUUAUUAGAGGCUAAGCUUUCAUCUGUUCCUGGUUUAGAAAAUGUAACAGCACCUUCCAGUGCUUCUAGUGGAACAACUACAUCACAAGCAUCAGGAGGACCUCCACCUCCAGUAGACACACCUGUGGCUACUGCCACUCCUGCAGCCACUGCCACACCAGCAGGUCAACCACCACCUCCAGAUGAAGCAGCGGCACCACCACCACCAGAAUCAACAAACCCAGUAUCAAAAGAUCCAAGAUAUAUGAAGUUCUUCAAAAUGUUACACUUUGGUGUCCCACCUACUGCCAUUAAAUUGAAGAUGAAAGAUGAAGGACUAGAUCCAGAAUUAUUAGACACACCAGAUGCUCCUGCACCUGCUGGAGGUGCUCCAUCAGAGGAUAGUAAUAGUGAAAGUGACCAGGAGGAUGAUGAGGAGGAGGAGGAUGAGGAAGAUUGGGAAUAGAUUACAGGAUCAUGUGAUCUUAAGUGGACAUGUGCAAUAUAGACUGUUGAUUAAUGAAUUGUUGUAUUGUUGGCAAAUCAAUAACAUUCCUGUGAUUUUUUACAAAUAAAUAUAUUUUUUUUAA